AUGAACGCAUCGCUGACCAUUGACCAGCUGCUGAGAGCGGCACAGUUGUUGGAGCGCUCAAAUCCCCUGCUCAAUUCGUUGAACGAUAUUGGCAUGUACAAGUUGGGGCAAGAUUAUCAAGACCACUACCUCCAACCCAAGAUUAUGAACUUGGAUUCGGGGAAUUUCAACGGCUUCAACUCGAGUGGAUCGUCCCACAGAUCCUCGCCGUCCUCCCUCUCCAACCAAUCAAACUCCUCGCACUCGACUGCACCCAGUUCACCUUUGGUCCACCAAUCGAGUCGAGGAAACUCGCAUUCUACAAGACAGAGCAGGUGAGAUACCUUAACAUCUUAUUCAUACCACCCACAAUCAAAUUUAUUCAAACGUUAUCGGGUUUACGUAGAAGAAUUUGGCAUUUUUGGGUUAUAUGAUCCGAACGUCACUUCCCAAUGUAUAAUGGACUUGUUCUCAUUAGUCGGAGCACGCUUUCCCCCCACACUUCCGUAGGUAAACGAUGGGGUAACAUGUUGUUGUUGCUCGUAUUACGUAAUUCAACUCGGAUGGGAGCAGACAUGCUUAUUUUUGCUUCAUAAAUAAUUUGUGGGCCGAAUUGUGGGACCAAGAUGUGUUGUUCCGGCCCUCGGGUCCCUUCCCUCCCCGCUCUAUACGAAAAACAAAGUCUGCAGGCCAUUCGGAUCCGAAUUUUGGGGCCGUUUUUUAUACUCGGCGGCGGCAUGAAACGCACGUGCACUCACGUGGCCCACGUGUCUUUUCGAAAGCCGCGGGGCACACACCAAUUGUGCACGCAGCGAAAAAGAGAGGAAAAGAAAUCGGGGAACCGUCCGUGCGCCCUGCCGUGAUCAUUAGGCGCACAUUAACCACAUGCUCCCCGCUUCGACCAGUUUUAUUUAUUUCGCACACAGAAUUGGGGCUGGGUCAAAGGUUGGCGGGGGUGAUUCAUGGACAAGAGGGAGAGGAGAAGUCUCCUGACUCUCAUAGAGCCCUAAAUUGGGCGAAUAGUUCUAAUGGAAUUCGGUGACGCAUUCACAAUCAAAAAGCCCAUAAAGACCGAGAAAUACAGGGUGCAAUGAGUCAAAUAAUGAAUAAAAUUUCGUAGAAAAUUUGUAGCCAGAUUAAUUAAGUCAUUUGAAGAGUAGAGUAGAGUCAAUUCAAGUGUUAAAAUACAAUUUAUUCAAGUCAUUUCGAUUACAGAGCUGCCCACAAUGAGCUGGAAAAGAAUCGUCGUGCCAAUCUCCGCAAUUACCUCGAACAUUUGAAGUCCGUCCUUCCUCCAGACUGUGAAUCUUCCCGCGACACGACAUUGUCGCUUCUUACAAGGGCCCGCAAUUUCAUUCGGGUAAGGUUUAGCGCUAAUUUAUUUUAAUUAAUCCGAAAUUUUAACGGAUUUGGAAAGAAAAAACAGUUUUCAACGGAUUUGGAGGAAAAAGCAAAGUUCAAAGAAUCCAAAAAUUUCAAAAGACAAUAGAAAUUGAAUUUGGAGAUCACACAGUAAUCUUAUUUGUUUACAGGUUGUGAAAGAACGUCAAACUCAACUGAAUGAAGCAAAAAAAGCCCUCGAAUCCGAAAACGAAGCCUUGGAAAAGGAGUUGGCCGCUCUUGAAGAGGUUGAGCCUUUGAUCGCUGAUGAGCCCAAGCAAGAAGAAGCUAUUGCUCAACCUACCAUCUUCAUCUCCUCUCCGAUGGAGCUGAAACAAGAGCCCUUGACUUCGAAUGUCUUUGAUUUCGGGCCCAAAACCGACCUCAUCGCUCAACUCAACGUGCUACAACAGUUGAACCAGUUGAACAACAAACUGUUGCAACAGCAGCAACAUGUGAUCUACAAUCCGAAUCUACGUCCCACCCCUAUCGAUCUCCUGAAUGAGGGGCUUCUCCCGCAACUGCCCCUUCUCUAUCCCUACCCUCAUCUGCAAGGAUCACUCAGUUAA
Messenger RNA from Bursaphelenchus xylophilus (pine wood nematode), 1928 nucleotides. Lineage: Eukaryota; Metazoa; Nematoda; Chromadorea; Rhabditida; Aphelenchoididae. The record is from the annotation of a GenBank genome assembly.